UGAGAGAUGAGAGAGGGAUGCUACGGAAAUGUUUCCCUCACCACAGAAAAUACGCUGCUUUAUACGUCACGGAGCAACACUACGUGACUGAAAUUCCCCAAACGAAGACAAUGAACCAGGUGAUGCCAAAAGACCAGGAUGGACAGAUAUCAACAUAUACAGAGCCAAAAUGGCACAUUUUAGAAUUGUGAACUGUUGAGGUAAAAGGUCACCAUCAUAAAAAAAAAAAAAAACCUUCUGGAGCUCAGUAUAUUGAACCACCUUUUGACCUGCUGUUCCAGAUGGCAGGAAAUUGCUGCUGAAGUCAAAUCUGCUAUCAAUAUGUUUGGUUAAGAAACCUUGAAAAGUCGAUCUUUAGUGUUCUCGGACUGUUGAAGAGCUUUGGAUCAAGAUGUUUACCGCUCUGAAGAAGUUGGUGGGCUCUGAGGCAGGGCAGCUCAGGGACAGAAAUAUUCCCUCUGGCCUGCAAUCCAUGAACCAGAGUCUACAGAGACGAUUCGCCAAGGGCGUACAAUACAACAUGAAAAUCGUUAUUCGUGGAGACAGGAACACAGGGAAAAGCGCACUUUGGCAUCGACUUCAAGGGAAAAUGUUUCUAGAGGAGUACAUCCCCACCCAGGAGAUCCAGGUCACCAGCAUUCACUGGAACUACAAAACAACAGAUGAUGUAGUGAAAGUUGAAGUCUGGGAUGUGGUAGAUAAAGGAAAAGGGAAGAAACGUGGGGAGAAUUUGAAACUGGAAAAUGAACCUCAAGAGUCGGAAGCAGAACCCGCUCUCGACGCAGAAUUCCUGGACGUAUAUAAGAACUGUAACGGUGUGAUCAUGAUGUUUGACAUCACCAAACAGUGGACGUUCAAUUAUAUUCUGAGGGAGUUGCCAAAAGUGCCAACACACAUCCCCGUGUGUGUCCUGGGUAACCAGCGGGAUAUGGGCGAGCACCGGGUCAUCUUACCCGAUGACAUCAGAGACUUUAUCAACAGUCUGAACAGACCUCCAGGCUCCUCCUACAUCCACUACGCCGAGUCCUCCAUGAAGAACGGCUUUGGUCUCAAAUAUCUCCAUCGCUUCUUCAACAUUCCCUUCCUGCAGCUGCAGAGGGAGACUCUUUUACGGCAACUGGAGACGAACCAGCUUGAUAUUGAUGCCACACUAGAGGAGCUCACUGUACAACAGGAGACCGAGGAUCAGAACUAUGACAUAUUUCUUGAGAUGAUGGAGGCACGCAAAGCUUACGGAUCUCCGGCACCCUCUAAUGGCGAGAGCCCGUCGUCAGGCUCCCAGUCCCCUGUGGUGCUGCCUGGUGCGGCGUAUCCCAGUAACUCCAGUCCCAGUACCCCACAGGCUCCUCUCCCUCCCCAGACCCAGUAUGUACCUGCACCCCCUCCAUCUAUACCACACCCUUCUUCUUCCCAGAGCACAGCCGCACAUGUACCCCAGACAUUAUCACAAACUUUGGAGGCAUCGCCCCCCGCAGUGAUACCUUCUACUGCCCAACCAGCACCUCUUCCGGCCCAAAAACGAGGAUUCAUCUCACGCCUGUUUAGAUCUUCAACUGACGAGGCUCCAGCAGACAAAACAGAAGCUAUGAGUUCUGAAGCUCCGAAGCCAACUGGAAAUGUGCAAAGUGUGGAUGACUUUGUGCCGGAGGUGGGCUUGGACCGGAACUUUCUGGAAGAUGGUGGAAAAGGAGCUGCAUCUGCUGUUAAAUCAAAGAGCAAACUUCCAGCUUCAGCUCUAGACAGUGACAGUGAUGGCGAGGGGUGGGGAAAUCCUCUGGUCUCCGGUUUCCAGGACGAUUUGGAUCCAGAUGACAGAGUGCCUUGUCAGCCUGCCGUUAAAGCGGUGGUCCCAAGCAAGGACAUCACCCUCACGAGUGAUGAAGAGAAGGAAGAUUCACCUGUACCCUCAGCUGCACAGAACAGGACCAUCAAUUCUGGGCUUAACACAAAGGGAUCAUCUGUGAACUCACUCAAACAGCAGCAAACCAAGUUAAAACCUGCCGAGAGACCACAAAGCCUAAAAACUACAGCAGGUCCUGCAGUGCAGCGACAAGGUCAAAAGACAGGAGGCGCUAUUGAGGCACACUCAGAUUCAGACCAUGAAGUUCCAGUCGCUCAGCAGUUGCUUUCAUUUGUUAUGGACGACCCUGACUUCGACAUCGAAGAGCUUGACGUACCCCAGGUCAAGAAGGACGCUUUUCCAGCAAGAGGCAACGUAUCUGACAGGUCUGGUUUUAUGUUAGCUGGACUCCCAGAGCCCCCCAGACCUGUUGCCCCCUCAUUUAACAGUGACAUUGACCUGUUCGGCCUGGGGUUUGAAGAGACUACACCUAAGAACAAAGACAGCAGUGAAGACCAGGAAGAUAAUGAAAGCAGACACUCCACAAAGGACAAGAAAAAGAAGAAAAAGAAAAGCAAAGAGGAGGAUGACAAAAGCAGCAAAAAACGACACAAACAUAAGAAAAAGGAAAAAGAUGAGUGUGGCACAGGGGACGAGAAAGAAAAGAAAAAGAAGAAAUCAUCAAGGACCAAGAAAACUGGAACUUUGGACGAUCUGGAGGCUUUCCUGGCGGGCGGAGAGGGACCAGGAAACAGUGAGGGCGGAGACUACGAAGAACUGUAAAACGCCAUCCGACCAAUCAGGGUUUGAUAUCAACACCAACUGUGUGGCAUCGCCAGGUCAUUGUCCAAUCCAUUCCACCACGGUUUUGCAGUGCCUAACCUUUUCAUUUCCAACAGUGUUGCUUCAAGUGGUCCUGAGUUUAUUCCAUUAUUAACUGAUACAAACUUGUUCCAGAUAAACUAAAAAGUUCCAUAAAGACUUGAAGUUUGACACAUUUUAGCUCUAUGAUUUUAGGUCUAUUGGUUUUGUGUGUGUGUGUAUGUCAAUGUAUGUACAUACAUGUUAUUGAAAGCUUUUGGCACAUGCUAGAACACACAGAUAAUGGUACAUUUUCAUAUAACACAGUUCAGAUGGGAAAAAUAAGCAAAACGUUUCAUGCAACUCUGCACACCAUUAUUCCACAUAUUGGGCGUCAUACUGAACAUGAAGCAUGGGAUGAAUUUGUGUGCAAAUCGCUCAUAAAAUGUUUCUUGCAUAAAUUGUCACAUUGAGUGGUUUUACAAAUAAUUUACACAGAAAUGUGUCAAAUACGUUCUAGAAUGAAUACAUCAUUUUUAAAAUCAUUCUUACUCCGACUGUCCAAUUUAAUUCAAUGCAUUUAAAGUAAAAUGGGUUUUGAUGCUGCAAACAGAACAUUUUAAAAAUCAUUGUUGCUUAAAUUGUCCCAUUUAAUAUUUAUUAGCAUCGCAAAUUUGGAAAUGCUUUUGCAUCAAAUUAUCCACUACUGUAUUGAUUAAAAUGAUAUAGACAAAUGAUAGUUUACUCACACAUGUAAAGAUAUGAACAUAACAAUCGUAAAAAUAAGUUUAACUUUUCCUUCAUAAAUUAUUGCCUUUAAUGAUUGGCAACAGUUUAGUAAAUAAUUAAUUUAUGAACGAUUUACAAAAAUUCGUUCUGCUUAUGUUUUAUGAAAGAGACCAUGUUUUACUUGUAAUUCCCACAACUCUUUCUGUUUUCAUCCUAUAUUGAUUAGUGAUAGCCAAGUAAUUUUGAUCGCUAUGAAUUAGAUUGGCUCCUGGUUAACCUGUUGAUACGCAAUCGCCGCGUGUGGUGGUGAUGUCACUCUGCUUCCAUUUAAUAGAUCAUUUACCAUCUAUAAAUGUAAUAUGUAUAACAAAUUCUACAUCUUUUCAAAGGUCUAAGAGUUCAACAUUGAUAUCCGAUCUCUGUUUCACGAUAGCAAUCCUCCAGAAACAGUGAUUGAGUUAUUUGUGCAGGAGUACAAAUGAAAACGUGCAAUAUCAGAACGGGACUUUAUACAUUUAUUAUGAAAACACGAUCGCCAGAUGAAUCCAGUUCAACACACUUGGGUCAAUCGUCCAUGACAAGCGAUCAUUAAAAACAUCCAAUAGCACUUUUUGUCCAUAAAAGUUAUAAAUCUGAGAAAUAUUGAUAUAUUCUCCAUUGUUUACAUGAGAUCUCUCCUGAAAGAAUUACCCUUCGUCAUCGUUCUUCAACAAACUGCAAUCUGAGCAGCAUUCAUGUUGUAAAACUGUAUAUGAUCAUAUAUAUUAGAGUCUCAUAAUCAAAACCAGCCCGUCUCCAAAGUCUAUUUUUAAAAAUGCGGCGUAGUUUUAUUCAUUAUAGCUGAGCAGCACCGUCAAAACAUGUUCAGCACAAAAUAUUUCAACUUCAGCUUCUCUAACUUUAAAAAAUAACAACAUAUAUUGAUUCUGAAACUUGUGAAUUAAAGCCCAAAGUGUCUUCUUUCAAUAGAUACUACAACUGUGUCCAUACUGCAAAGGGUCCCGUAAAUACAGCCAUGUAAGUUCAGGAAUGUCAUUUUCAUGGUUUGUGCUCAAAAAGGGGUGCAUAUCAACAGGUUAAGUAGCAGGAACACAACUAAGUUUAAAAGUGUAAACUAAAGUACAACAAUUUAUGUAAGAAGGUUGUUGUUGUUUUUUUACAGACAAUUUUUGAGAAAAUAUUCUCACAGUCAAUGCAACAAUUUACACACAAAUGUUUUGUUUUUUUACUUGCACAGAAAUUUGUUUUGCUCAUGUUUCAUUAAUCAUUUGAAAAAUCCUUCUUAUGUAAAAUGUCACUUUCAGUUCAGUCCAACAAUUUACUUAAGAGUGUUUUUAUGCUUUAAACAGACGGUUAUUCAAAAUGUUUUCUGUUUGAUUAAUUAUUCAUAAAAUCAUUCAACAGUUUAAGUAAAUGUUAUUCAUGCAGCGUAUGUUUCAUUCGAGAAAGUAAUCUUGCGUAAAUUUGUUCCAUUCAAUUGAAUUCCCCAAUACAUGUUUUUUAACAGAUGAUUUACACCUAAAUUUGUUCUGUUUGUGUUUCAUAAACCGUUUAUAUAAGAGUGGUUACGAUGUACACAAUUCGCUCCAUAGAAUCCAUGGUUCUAGCUAUUGCAAAGGGAACGCAGAACUAUUUCAGGAAGUCAAUUCCCUCUAUGUCCUCAAAGGGGCUCCGUAGGAUUCUGAUUGGCUCCAAAGUUAAAAGGGAACGAACAGAAUUGAAUGACGUCAUCCCUUCUGGUACUGUGCAACUCCUUGUCGUCCAACUGAGUGAGUUGUCUGAAAUUGUUUUGACAACAUGUUAAAUGUUUUUUUUUCAAAUGUUUUCUCGAUAACACAGAACAUAUCUUUGGGAUAAAAUUACAUAAACGUUCCACCUCACAAGUGAAAGACUCCUUUUUGAUGUUACUAUAAGAAGGGAUGGAUUACCGACUGGGACAAUGGGGCACAUCAAUGUUGCGCGAUCCAGUUUGGCGAUUCCCAACCCUCCCCCUCAAAAACCCACUCACAAACUUUUAUGGGCAUGAAAACGAAACACCCCCCGGUCAAAAACUUUUGGAAGGGGCCCCUUGGAGAUAAUUGGGCCUGGGGCAUUUGCAAGUCAUAAUCUGUCUCUGACUAUAAGGUGAUCCAUUCACCUUUGCGUCAUGGACAGCAUUUACAUUUAUGCAUUUAGAAGACGCUUUUAUCCAAAGCAACUUACAGUGGACAAUCCCCCCGUAGCAACCUGGAGUUAAAUGCCUUGCUCAAGGACACAAUGGUGGUGGCUCUGGGGAUCGAACCAGCAACCUUCUGAUUACUAGUUAUGUGCUUUAGCCCACUACGCCACCACCACUCCAUUUGAACUCUUGUGGGUUUGACCCAAAGAGGCAACUGCAGUGUCGACAACGGAACGUUUCUAUCGGUUAUCCCAGAACAUUGAGAAUUUGUGGUUUCAAAGAUGGAACUUAAACAUGAAUAUGUUGGACUACUAAGGAACAAAGAUCAUUCAGCCCAACUUGAACUGCAUUAACUAACUACCAGUACCUUUAAAGACAGAUUGCUACAAAUUCCUGUCUUUUCCGACCAUCAUCUGUGUCUUAGGUUGUUGCAAAUCGAGCAUGCUGUCGUCUACACACACGCCACUCAGCUCAUGGGAUGCAUCACGCUGUCACCAUGGAACCACACGUGUGGGAGAAUGGACUCUACGUACACUCUCACUGUGAUCAAUAGUCCCGCUUUCCUGGAUUUAGGACUACACUGUUGACUACUCUCACCCCAAACCAGCAAAAAGGGCACAAGUGUGCACCUCCUUUUGUACUCUGUCUCAAGUACGAUUGCCUCCUAAAGACCCUUGAUUUAUUGAUUUUUGCGGUUUGGCAGGCAUUUUUUCGCUGUACAAGAAAAGGUUACAAGAAAUGAAUGCAUUGAUGAGGAAUUAGUUCUGGCUGGUUGUUGGACUCUGCAUGCAACAUACUUCCUUCUCUGCAUUUCAGACCUCAUUGGAUUUCCUGGAAAUGUGUUUUGAAUAUGUGGAAAUGCUAGUUAUAUUGGUUUUAUUCAUCCAGCUUCAUAUACUUUCCAAAGCCUUUGUGUUUAUUUGGCCAUUAAUGGUUGUAUACAGAGUGCUUAUUUAUUUGUGUUACCCCAUUUCACUACCCUCAGUGUUUGUAUUUGAUUUGUGUGUUUCAGUUGUGUAAUAAAUGCAA
Molecule: messenger RNA, 6557 nt
Organism: Xyrauchen texanus (razorback sucker)
Lineage: Eukaryota; Metazoa; Chordata; Actinopteri; Cypriniformes; Catostomidae
Product: rab-like protein 6
Exons: 16
Coding region: 392-2623 (743 amino acids)
Cellular component (GO): nucleus; cytosol
Molecular function (GO): GTPase activity; GTP binding
Source: RefSeq, a predicted model, not a curated record